Penicillium robsamsonii is the source of this 192-nucleotide messenger RNA. RefSeq lists its product as uncharacterized. The record is from RefSeq and is a predicted model, not a curated record. The transcript has a single exon. Lineage: Eukaryota; Fungi; Ascomycota; Eurotiomycetes; Eurotiales; Aspergillaceae. The coding region runs from base 1 to 192 and encodes 63 amino acids.
AUGACCGGCGUGGUGAAAGGUCUAGGAGAGGUGAGAGAGACUCCAAGUACGAUGGGCGAAGCUUGGAAGCGUUUGACGAAGCGGUCAAGGAAAGGGAAGGGUAGAAUGGAGAGCGAUGAUGAUCAUGAUACUUCUCAGGCUGAUGACGAUGGUGACAGUGCUCAUCGUUCUUGGGUCACUUGCACGAACUAG